Molecule: messenger RNA, 646 nt
Organism: Rhipicephalus sanguineus (brown dog tick)
Lineage: Eukaryota; Metazoa; Arthropoda; Arachnida; Ixodida; Ixodidae
Exons: 2
Coding region: 107-442 (111 amino acids)
Source: RefSeq, a predicted model, not a curated record
UUAACCUGCCCUGUGGAAAAGCAAGAUGAAUAAAGUGUUUUCCCAUUUAAGACGCCCUGGCGUCUCAUGAAGGCUCGCACAAUUUUCGCCGUCAUAACCUCGAGCUAUGGCUCGCCACUUUGUAGUCUGCCUGUUGUCCGUGUCAAUGGCAUGUACGGUCACAGGCAGCACCCUUGCCUCCAGCAGCAGCCUCGGGCAAUCUGCCCAUCAACGAUCUGGUUCUAGCAGCAGCGUGGCGUUAAGCAAUGAUUUCGGAUUGUGGGGUCUGCCGAAUCAGCGACCGCAUCACCUUCGGUGGUCGUCGCCAUCGUCGAUUCGACGUGACUGGUACCAGGAGCAAAUGUGGACCCCGUGGCAGUGGUGGGACCCGCAGCAGAUGUGGAUGCGAUGGCAGAUUCCAGAGUCGUGGCAACAGCAACAGCAGCAAUGGGUCUUCUACUGAUAACUGCGAUUACCAUCGUUAUUAAGACGAUCGCUUUGACAAUGUCAAUAAAGAAGUCAAGGUAUGUCCAGAGAAAGAAUGACAGUUGGAGUCAUUCCACACAUCGAAGGUGGAUGACCAGUGUAGUUAACGGAUUCACUUCCGCCUGUUCUUGUUGUCGACGUUUAAUAAAAGCGCGCUGCUCCUCGGGCGUGGUAACAAUGA